AUGGGACCCUUUGACGGCCUCAUUGCGAGCAGCACUUGUCUAAACCGUGUAAAGUUGCUCACCAGCGCCGGCUUGGAGAAGCUGCUGGUCGGCGAGAUCUCCGGCAUCUCAAGCGACUGCAACAUCCUCUCCGGAGGUCCGUGUUACGUGGACGCACGUGCCAGCCUGUACCAUGUGUGGAAGCUGAUGCUCGAGAGCCGGCUGUGUGAGCAGCUGUGGAUGCAUGUCUGCGAUCCCUUCCCCGUUCGACACAGCCGUACCUUCUUGCGCACCCUCAACAAUGCGGAGUGGAAGGGGUUCAUGCCCUUCAGCGCCAAUCUACCGCCACCGUAUGUACGUGUUAAUUGCAAGGACUCGACGCUGUACCACACGGGUAUGAUCAAGAAGAUGGUGCACCAGGUCAUCAAGGGCCACUGCCACAAAUCUGUGCAGCUCCAGGGGGAUUCGCUGCCGGAGAUUAUGCAGCGACGAGGGCACCUGCCAGUGUGUCCAACGCUCAUGGUGAAUAUAGACAACGACAUGUGCGAGGUUCUGGCCAACGCCUCCGGGGAUAUUGGCGAGCGGCCUUGGACGACCGCCUCUGCACUGGAUGCCCGCAUAAGCCCCGCCGCAGUUUCCGCUAUCGCAAAUAAAAUCGACCUCAUCCAGCGCAUCAGGAACAACAGUAUAACCGCCAUAUGGGAUCCGCUGUGCCACAACGGCUCGCUGCUGCUGGAGCUGUAUUCCAUCUUCCGGGGCCACCGCCUGCGCGCGGUUGAUCAUGUCUACCCCAUGAGCAACUUCCCGUUGAACGUAAGGAAUGUUUACGAGGAUGCGUACGAGUCAUGUGCUCCCAAUGGAUAUUCCGGGGCCCCGCUAAAGCUACUGGGCACUGAUGUAUUUGAUAAGCAUGUGGCGGAUGCGAAGGCCUGUUUAGGUCGAUAUCUUAACUCCCCCAUUCAUUCUCACAAGCGAAAGCAAAACAAAUUCACCAGUUCUGAGGGAGGAGAACAUGCUGAAAGCGAUCCUGAUGCAGAAAAUAGUGCACCCUCAACCGAAUCUGCCGACGGUGUUACCCUCACCUUCUCACCUCAACCUAUGGAGGAGGUAGAUGUUAGCUGUGGCAACACUAUGGUGUUGACAAAUCUGUACUACGGUGAUAAAGGGCGUCGGAAGGAAUUCCUAGAAGCGCAUCGCAGGUUUGAAGAAGUGCUGAUGCGGUCGCCGCGGGCGUUGCUGCAGAAUGUCUACGUGGUGGCAACCGAAGGACUGCGCACCCGUUCGAGGUUUUCCUGGGAGCCCGAGCUCCACUUCAACAACGGCGGCGUGUUGGUGUCGCUACUGAAGCUACGUGGCGUGAAAACAUAG
Messenger RNA from Babesia bigemina, 1347 nucleotides. RefSeq lists its product as hypothetical. The coding region runs from base 1 to 1347 and encodes 448 amino acids. The transcript has a single exon. The record is from RefSeq and is a predicted model, not a curated record. NCBI's taxonomy places the organism in Eukaryota, Apicomplexa, Aconoidasida, Piroplasmida, Babesiidae.